UUAGCCAUUAUUGAGGUUGGGAAUUGGGAUGGUGAGGAGUUGUUUUCAAACUGCCGACAAUCCAAAUCCCAAUAAUGCCUUAGUGAUGAUUGUUACGAAGGAUGGGUUUGCCAAACACAAGAAUCCAUUUGCAACUAUUGGAUUGUAUUAACCAAUUCAAUCUUGUAUGUAAGUAGUGCCAUCAGUUUUUACUCUCUUCUCAUUUCCCACAUGUUGCUCUAUUUCUACUCAUUUCCAAGUGUCUUUUAAGACUACCAUUGCCAUUAAAUCAUGGAAAUCCUUCAAGCAGCAUCAGACAAGAAGGUGCAGCAGAGCUCCAAGAGAUUCACUACAUCCUUAGUUGCAUUUUUCAUAGCGCUUCCUGUUGUCAUAAUUACUCUAACUAUGUACUCAAAUCCAAGCGUAAUGGAUAAUAUUAUCACAACCAGCGCCAUCCCAUUGGGAGGAAUUAGAGUCCUUAAUAUAUCAGAUGACAACAUUAGCACUGAGUCAGAGGUGGGAGAGAAACUUCAAAAUGACAAAGAAAAACUGCUUCAUGGAUUACUAGCUUCUGGAUUUGAUGAAGCAUCAUGCAUAAGCAGACUGCAAUCUCACUUGUACCGCAAACCUUCUCCUCACAACCCAUCUCCAUAUUUGAUAUCUAAACUACGAAGCUAUGAACAAAUUCACAGAAGGUGUGGUCCUAAUACCAGAGCUUACCACAGAAGCAUGACAAAGAUUGUUAAGAACCAUGGUGCUUCUGCUUCUGCUUCUGCUUCUGCAAUGUGUAAAUACAUCGUGUGGACACCUGCCAAUGGUUUGGCCAAUCAAAUGCUUAGCAUAGCAGCAACUUUUCUUUAUGCAAUCCUCACAGACAGAGUGUUGCUUGUGAAAAUUGGGGAAGACAAGCAUGGUUUGUUUUGUGAGCCAUUUCUCAAUUCAACUUGGAUUUUGCCUGAAAAGUCUCCAUUUUGGAAUGUGGGGCAGCAAGUCCAAACAUAUCAAAGCAUACUACAGAAAAACAUGGCUAAUAAUAGCACUAUAGAGGAGCAUUUACUACCAUCAGUUCUGUUUGUUAAUCUAGCACACACACGCGAUGAUCCUGAGAAAUUUUUUCACUGUAAUCACAGUCAAGAUCUUCUCAAGAAGGUUCCUUUGUUGAUUUUGCAGUCAGAUCAGUACUUUGUCCCUUCUCUGUUCAUGACCCCAAUUUUCAAUUUGAAGAUCAACAAAAUGUUCCCAGAAAAAGACACAAUUUUCCACCAUUUGGGGCGCUACCUUUUUCAUCCUUCAAAUGAGGCAUGGAGACUAAUCAGCAAGUUCUAUCAGGAACAUUUAGCAAAUGCAGCUGAGAAAUUAGGCCUCCAGAUAAGACUGUUUAACGGUGAUUCUGUUCCAAAACAAGCUGUUAUGGAUGUACUUAUGAGCUGCACCUUAGAGAAUAAGCUACUACCAGAAAUUAGUACACAAAAUUCAGUGUCUUCUAGUGUCAAAAACCUCACUGUAAAGGCUGUUCUGGUGGCAUCUUUGUAUCAAGAUAUUGGUGACAAUUUAAGGGCUAUGUAUCUAAAAAGACCAACUGUGACAGGGGAAUUAAUAGAGGUUUUUCAACCAAGUCAUGAAGGGCACCAAAAGAUUAACGAUUAUGAACACUAUUUGAAGGCCUGGACUGAUAUUUAUCUACUUAGUUUAUCUGAUGUGUUGGUAACUACACAUAUGUCUACUUUUGGUUAUGUUGCUCAGAGUUUGGGGAAUUUGAGGCCAUGGCUUCUUUACCAGCUGGCUAGUAAUGACACGCGUGUUCCGCAAUGUACACAGGACUUCUCAAUGGAGCCUUGCUAUCAUUUUGCUCCCAGGCAUUACUGCAAUGGAAUGCCCAUUGAAGAUUUUUCUUCUUUCCUUUACUUGAGGAAAUGCAAGGAUAUUUCUACUGGUGUGAAGCUAGUCAACGAUCCUGUAUAGUUGUUUUCUUCAUGGUUAUGUACUCUUUUUUAAUUAGCUCACCUAAUACCUAUUAUUCUAGUCAUUCAAUUUGCGGUUGGUUAAAUUAAUAAAAAUGGAUUGACUGAGCCA
Messenger RNA from Lotus japonicus, 2052 nucleotides. RefSeq names its product probable fucosyltransferase 8. The transcript has 2 exons. Gene Ontology annotation, cellular component: membrane; Golgi apparatus. The record is from RefSeq and is a predicted model, not a curated record. The coding region runs from base 271 to 1941 and encodes 556 amino acids. NCBI's taxonomy places the organism in Eukaryota, Viridiplantae, Streptophyta, Magnoliopsida, Fabales, Fabaceae. Gene Ontology annotation, molecular function: galactoside 2-alpha-L-fucosyltransferase activity. Gene Ontology annotation, biological process: xyloglucan biosynthetic process; cell wall biogenesis.